AUGUCCGGCAAAGAGAUUUCCGACUUCGAGAAGCAGCGUCUGGCAAAUAUUGCCGAACGCGAUGCACUUCUGAAGAAGCUGACCCUCGAGUCACAAUCCUCCGGACUCUUCGCAAGCCCGAAAACACCCAGCAAUGGAACAAAGCCGAAGCCAAAGAAGCGCGCAACACCCAAGGUGAAGGUAGAGGAAGAGGUUAUCGCACCACGACGUACAUCAUCGCGCCUCAAGGGCAUCGCGGCCGAGAGCGAGGUCGCGAAGCGCAAGGCCGAGGAUGAGUACGACGCAAUGCGCGAGGCGGAUAGACUCAAGAGGAUGCGCCGGACGGAUUCAUUUACACAGGCCGAUAUGUUUGUCUCGGGUCAAAAGCUCACCGCGGACAGCCUGAUCAGUGUCGAUGUUAUAACCAAGGGCGUUGCGAAGCCGUACGAAAGGACCUUCGGCGCCGAUGACAUUGAUAAAACGACCGACAAGGACUUGAAGGCUCUACGUGAGGAGAUGAAUAGUCUUCAACUGUGGGAAUCUUGGGACCCUCAAAGUAAGGACCUUUUUCACUAUAUUCAUCGAAGUCUUCUAGCAAAUUCUAACGCAUGUCCGAUCGCAGGAAUCAAGAUUACACCAGAGCGCGUGUAUAGCAUGGCCUUUCACCCGACCGAAUCCAAGCCACUCAUUUUUGCAGGCGACAAAAUGGGCCAUCUGGGCAUGUUAGAUGCCUCACAAGAGAAGCCCGCGGCCGGCGAAAACGACGAGGAAGAAGAAGACGACGACCCAGACCCAGUACUGACAACCCUGAAGCCGCAUACCCGUACCAUCAGCGCGAUGAUGGUCAACCCGUCCAAGCCCACACAUCUAUACACAGGCAGCUACGACAGCUCGAUCCGCUCCCUGGACCUGGAGAAAAUGGUAUCCGCGGAAACAUACGCGCCAGAGUCUACAAAUAUCGACGAGGCCAUCUCCGGCGUCGACAUGGCUCCCGAGGACCCACAUACACUGUACUGGACAACGCUGCAAGGAGUCUUCGGCCGGUACGACACGCGCGAGGCGCGGAAAGACAGCAACGUGACGAGCUGGGGGUUGUCCGAGAAGAAAAUCGGCGGGUUCACGCUUUGUCCGACUCAGCCGCAUUACUUCGCGACGGCUAGUCUGGACCGGUUUAUGAGAUUGUGGGACUUGCGCAAGCUUUCGGUGGAUAGUCCUACCCCGGUUGCUGAGCAUGAGAGCAGGCUGUCUGUUUCGCAUGCUGCUUUUAAUGCUGCUGGGCAGAUUGCGACUUCGUCGUAUGAUGAUACCUUGAAGAUUUACGAUCUCGGUGCUAAAGGGUUCGAGUCGUGGGAACAGGGUCAUACGCUUGCUGAUAAGGAGUUUACUCCGGAUACGGUUGUGCGCCAUAAUUGUCAGACUGGUCGUUGGGUUACUAUUCUUCGGCCUCAGUGGCAGCUUAACCCUCAAUCUUCGAUCCAGCGGUUCUGUAUCGGGAAUAUGAACCGGUUUGUUGAUGUUUACAGUAGCAGUGGAGAUCAGCUGGCGCAGCUUGGUGGCGAUGGAAUCACUGCUGUUCCUGCUGCAACUGCUUUCCAUCGGAGCAAGAACUGGGUUGUUGGUGGUACGGCCAGUGGCAAGCUGUGCUUGUGGAUGUGA
Messenger RNA from Penicillium bovifimosum, 1635 nucleotides. RefSeq names its product WD domain protein. Gene Ontology annotation, biological process: regulation of DNA damage checkpoint. The record is from RefSeq and is a predicted model, not a curated record. NCBI's taxonomy places the organism in Eukaryota, Fungi, Ascomycota, Eurotiomycetes, Eurotiales, Aspergillaceae. Gene Ontology annotation, molecular function: DNA binding; protein binding. Gene Ontology annotation, cellular component: nucleus. The coding region runs from base 1 to 1635 and encodes 544 amino acids. The transcript has 2 exons.